AUGGAAGGCAGUUCUACUUCUGUAACUUCCCAGAUGAGUAAGAGUAGCAAAAGAAAAUGGACUAUGGCUGAGGAUGCAGCGCUCAUAUCUUGCAUGAUUGACCUACGGAAUAUGGGCAGUCAUAAUGCCGACGCAGGGUUUAAGUCUGGCUACUUGCCAGAACUUGAGAAAAUGCUAUUCGAAAAGCUCCUGAAUAGCGGUAUCAAGGCGAUGCCUCACAUUGAAUCUCGACUGAAGACACUGAAGAGGGAAUGGGCUAUCGUGUAUGAUAUGAUGCUUAACACAUCUGGCUUUGGAUGGAAUUCAACACGGAAGAUGGUCACAGCGGAAGACGAUACUCACAAAGAAGCUGCUCCAUUUAGACAGAGAAGUUUUCCUCAUUUCGAAGAAUUAUCUAUGAUAUAUGCAAAUGAUCGAGCUACUGGAAAAGAUGCUCAAGCUGUUGAAGAUAUUCUACAAGAGCUUGAUAUUGAAGAUUUGACUGCAACAGUCGAAGAAGCGGAUGUGAAUCAUUCAAAUCCAAAUGAAUCUGGCAAUACGAAUACCACUACAUCGGGAGAUGUUUCCCAUGCUCAUCAGACACCUACAGAUGCAACGGGAAGUGCUUCUGCAGGAAAAAAAAGGAAAAAGAGUGAAGCUGACUUAUCCACAAUUUCUCAUGCUGUGAAUACAAUGGUCUCCGACAUGAAAGAGGCUUGCAUGAUGCUCUCGAAGAGUGUCCACUCGGACAUCGUUCAAGAGAAGUUCCUUGAAGCUCUUCGUAGUGUGGAGGGCCUUACUUCAGCACAAGUUCGCAUGGCAAUUCAAAAGUUCGGAAACCAUCCGAAUUAUAUCCUGCUUUUCUUUGGUACCGAACCAGAACACCGCUUGGAAAUGAUUCAGGAUUUCAUUGCAAAUCACUGA
Molecule: messenger RNA, 903 nt
Organism: Punica granatum (pomegranate)
Lineage: Eukaryota; Viridiplantae; Streptophyta; Magnoliopsida; Myrtales; Lythraceae
Source: RefSeq, a predicted model, not a curated record